UGUGCAUGGGGAUUGGUUGUCGCUUUGCGGAUUUGUGUUUAGAAAUUCAGCAAUCGUCUUGAUUUAAUGUCCAAUAAUGAAAAUACAUUUUCGGGAACAAUAUGGCACCAAAGGCGAGGAAAUACUCUAUGUGACGCCGGCAGAUCAAAGUAAUAUUGUUCGCGUGCCUUUACGUGGCGAUAAGCUGGUCAUACAGGAAAAAUUCUUGUUGUUUCGUGUGCUGCAGAAUAUAUUUCUGCCCAAGGGCUAUCCAGACUCGGUGUCCGAUGAUUAUGUCGUCUAUCAAAUCUGGGACACACUGCAGGCCUUCUGCAGCACCAUUUGUGGCACUCUCUGCACCCAUGCCAUACUGAAGGGCAUCGGAGUCGGGAGUGAGAAUAUCAAUGCAUAUUCCGCCACGGUCACCUGGAUACUGAAGGAGGGCAGUGGCCAUGUGGGACGGAUAUUGUUUGCCUGGUGGCAGGGUAGUCAGCUGGAUGUCGAUUCGAAAAAGUGGCGUUUGCGUGCCGAUUUUCUAAACGAUCUCGCCAUGGGCAUUGAAAUCUAUGUGCUUCCCAAAUAUCCACAUUUUAGUACGCAAAUCCUGUGUGGCUCCACGAUGCUGAAAGCGAUUGUAGGCGUGGCCGGUGGCGCAACACGUUCGGCGUUAACGCAACAUCAUGCGGUCCGUGGCAAUUUGGCGGAUGUUGCCUCCAAGGAUAGUUCGCAGGAGACAUGCGUCAAUUUGGUUGCCUCGUUUGUUGGGCUCUAUCUGCUCACGAUGAUCAAGAGCCAGGCCAUGUUAUAUACCAUUUUUUAUAUUGUUGUCACGCUGCAUCUGUACGCGAAUCUUAAAGCUGUGCGUUCCAUCUGCCUGCGCACCUUCAACGAGUCCCGCUACUUAAUUGCUCUGGAGGAAUUCUUUCGUUCAUCCCACAUGCUGACACCACAACAGGUCAAUAAAAUGGAACGAGUGACUGUUGGCCAAACGGUAUCCGUUUCACUCAAUAUACGUCUGGGCCUGAGUGUAAAGCAUCUUAUUGAUGAGUAUAAGAGCAGCAGUGUCAUUGAGAACAUUGUUUCCUCAUUUGAUCCGCAUGAGCGCUUCAUCAUUGCGGAAAGCAAGAAACAUUUGGGUGUCUAUCUGCACUUUGAUACCCGUCCGCAGGAUGUGUUGAAGGCAUACUUUUUUGCUGUCUCCUAUCUGCAGGAUCGAAAUCAAAUCAAGGAACAGUAUUGGGACAUUCAAGGCAAAUGGCAGGAGUUUCUCAAUCUGGCGCAAAAGGAGGGUUGGUUAAUCCAUCAACAUUUGUUGCUGGUCGAUGAGUAUCGUUUGGAUUGGAAGGCUUAGGGUCUAAGCUAAUGCUCAAUAACUGGACCAAACAUUCAGAUACAUCGCUGAGAUGCUUGCUUUGAACGAUAUUAUUUGGAGUUUUUUUUUUGUUUUAAAAAAACACAUUUCUCACAUAUCUCACAUGGUAAUACACAUACCCUAAAACCAUAAUGCAAAACGUUGAUACUAGCAAAAGGAUAAAAAUCAAGAAACUAUUGCGAUAAUACACACUUAUUUACACACACAUUUAGAUUUAGUCUCACGAAUCUCAUCUCAAAAAUAUUGUGAAAACAAAAAACAAACAGAAAUUCGAAUAUACAUAACGUGAACAUCUUCCAACUAUGUAACUCUGCCUUAGCACAAAGUAACGUUAGUAACCCGAUAUUCUUAUAAGAUAUUCAGAGGGCCGUCUGAACAUUUCUCAAGUAUAUAAGUAUAUAGCUUAGCCGUCUAAAACAUUUUUAAAUUAAAGAAUAAAAUGUGCUUAUUUUGGA
This is a messenger RNA of Drosophila grimshawi, 1806 nucleotides long. Its product is annotated as RUS family member 1. NCBI's taxonomy places the organism in Eukaryota, Metazoa, Arthropoda, Insecta, Diptera, Drosophilidae. The record is from RefSeq and is a predicted model, not a curated record. The transcript is spliced from 4 exons. Bases 77 to 1330 code for a protein of 417 amino acids.